Molecule: messenger RNA, 1196 nt
Organism: Galdieria sulphuraria
Lineage: Eukaryota; Rhodophyta; Bangiophyceae; Galdieriales; Galdieriaceae
Product: glycosyltransferase-like protein LARGE
Exons: 2
Coding region: 26-1168 (380 amino acids)
Biological process (GO): protein O-linked glycosylation via mannose
Molecular function (GO): glucuronosyltransferase activity; xylosyltransferase activity
Source: RefSeq, a predicted model, not a curated record
UUUUAGUUGUUUUGUCAUUGUGGAUAUGAAUGCUUUCCAAACAAAGUAUCGGAGCUUUCUGUUUCAAUCAAAAGCUAUACAACAUUCACUGUUCAACUUUAUCAAGAAGCAUCAUACUAACGGUCGCCUAUUCAACCUUGCCUUGAAAUUGUUUCUGACAUAUAUUUUCUUGAGCAGUAUAUCAUUAGCUAUUCAGCUACUCAAACAAUCCUUUGAAUUAAAAACUCAACUGGAGAGUCCUUAUGAAAUAACCAGAAUAGAUGUAGCUAUCGUUUCUAUUGGAGAAAAUGAUAUUCUUAAUAUGAAGAGAAUGAUUUCAUCCUUAGUUAUGUCAUCAUCUCCAAACGUGAAGUUUCAUUUUCAUCUGAUUAGCGAUAAAAAGGGUUUGAAUGCUGCCAAAAAUUGGUAUACGUUGUGGAACUCUGCGUGUGCCGUUUGGAAUAUAUACGACAUCGAAUCUUCAAAACUUUCAAAGGCCCUAGACCAGUUUCAUAGCUUGACUGGAGGGAAAAUGCGUACUGCGGUUCAUUAUCAUGGAAAAGAAGCUCUUUGGAAACUACUUCUUCCUUCGUUUCUUCAGAGUGAUAAUUUGUUGGUUUUGGACACUGAUAUGAUCAUUUUAAGGGAUGUUCUGGAACUAUGGCAUCGAUGGAGACUUACGAGACAAUCGGUACAUCUUGGGAUGCCUUGUAUGUCACGAGAUAAUUCUUGGCUUUACCCCUUGUGGAGAGAAAUAUUUCCUGAGAAUGGAACACUUCAUUGCAUGUCAGGAACUUUACUCAUGAGACCUCGCAAGAUGCGACAGGAAAAUUGGAUAAAUGUGGUUGCAUCAUCCACAAAUAAAAUAUUAGAAGACUUUCCAGGCUGGACUGCAAUUUCGGCAGAUCAAGAUAUUUUCAACUUGGUUGCCAAAUCGAUACCGGAGAAGGUAACGAAUAUUGGUUGUGAAUGGAACUGCUAUUAUACUUGGUUUGCAAAAUUCUUGUCAGCCAACGAGAUGCCUAUUUCUUGUUCUCAUCGGCGUUGUGCUAUUUUACACUAUAACAAUCGUUCCUAUACCAAUUGGUGGCACAAUAGAACGAGCUUCUUUCAGAGGUUUUGGGACGCAUAUGAAAAUUUUCCGGUGUCGUAUUUGAAUGCCAAAGGAUAUUCGCAUUGUUUUUUCUAAGUCCCACAGAUUCGAAUAGUAAAAGGAC